UUUCCUUUCGGUGUGGUGAGUAAGCGCAGUUGUCGUCUCUUGCAGUGCCGUUGCUGGUUCUCACACCUUUUAGGUCUGUUCUGGUCUUCCGUUCCGACUCUCUCUUUUUCGUUGCAGCCACUGAAGAUCCUGGUGUCGCCAUGGGCCGCCGCCCCGCCCGUUGUUACCGGUAUUGUAAGAACAAGCCGUACCCAAAGUCUCGCUUCUGCCGAGGUGUCCCUGAUGCCAAGAUUCGCAUUUUUGACCUGGGGCGGAAAAAGGCAAAAGUGGAUGAGUUUCCGCUUUGUGGCCACAUGGUGUCAGAUGAAUAUGAGCAGCUGUCCUCUGAAGCCCUGGAGGCUGCCCGAAUUUGUGCGAAUAAGUACAUGGUAAAAAGUUGUGGCAAAGAUGGCUUCCAUAUCCGGGUGCGGCUCCACCCCUUCCACGUCAUCCGCAUCAACAAGAUGUUGUCCUGUGCUGGGGCUGACAGGCUCCAAACAGGCAUGCGAGGUGCCUUUGGAAAGCCCCAGGGCACUGUGGCCAGGGUUCACAUUGGCCAAGUUAUCAUGUCCAUCCGCACCAAGCUGCAGAACAAGGAGCAUGUGAUUGAGGCCCUGCGCAGGGCCAAGUUCAAGUUUCCUGGCCGCCAGAAGAUCCACAUCUCAAAGAAGUGGGGCUUCACCAAGUUCAAUGCUGAUGAAUUUGAAGACAUGGUGGCUGAAAAGCGGCUCAUCCCAGAUGGCUGUGGGGUCAAGUACAUCCCCAAUCGUGGCCCUCUGGACAAGUGGCGGGCCCUGCACUCAUGAGGGCUUCCAAUGUGCUGCCCCCCUCUUAAUACUCACCAAUAAAUUCUACUUCCUGUCCA
This is a messenger RNA of Pan troglodytes (chimpanzee), 844 nucleotides long. It is a transcript of the gene RPL10, whose product is annotated as ribosomal protein L10. Gene Ontology annotation, cellular component: ribosome. The transcript has 6 exons. The coding region runs from base 141 to 785 and encodes 214 amino acids. Gene Ontology annotation, molecular function: structural constituent of ribosome. The record is from RefSeq and is a predicted model, not a curated record. Lineage: Eukaryota; Metazoa; Chordata; Mammalia; Primates; Hominidae. Gene Ontology annotation, biological process: translation.